UGAUGACAGCGCACUCUAGUACUGUGUAACUGCUUAAUUUGUUAAGAGGGGACAACUGGUACAUUUGGUUGAGAGAAAGUGUGAUUGAAAGAGUAUUUGCAAUGGGAGAAAAGUGUGUCUAUGCUGUUGAGGGUCAAAGACACACACCGCGCACGCACAUACACUGCACUGUUGGAACUAGAAACACAAACACUUCGCUGCACCGCCGAUUAUAUCGGCCUACUUGUGUACACGACCAAUCCAAUUUGAUUGGAUUUGACACAAACACACAGUCGGAGAACCCCUGUCAGAGGCCCCUUCCACACCACGCCACCCCCACCCGCCCCCUGCUGCUUUUCUCCCAGUGCCCAGAGUUGAAGUCAGCUGUGCAGGCAGGAGAACAGUGGAGACUGGCCUCUCUGGAGCUCUGCGGUUCUGUUUCUAUCUCCACCAGGCUAGCGGAAUGCUAACCGAAUGCUAACGAUGACUCAGUCUGCCGAGUUCUUUGACAUGCUGGAAAGGAUGCAGGAUGACUACAUCCCAUACCCGCGGAUAGAGGACAUUCUGGAGAAGGGUAGCCCAUACCCGCAAGUGAUCCUGCCCCAGUUUGGGGGUUACUGGAUUGAGGACGCCGAGGCACCUGCAGGCACCCCCACCUCUUCGGACGGCAGCUUCUGUGAGGAGGAUGACGGAGGGGGCAUGAGCCCUGCGGGGGGGUUCGGCUUCAGGCUGGAGUGUAACAGCACGGCCAGGGCCUACCGCAAACACUUCCUGGGCAGGGAGCAUAUGAAUUACUACUGCACAGGCAGCAGUCUGGGGAACCUCAUUAUGUCACUGAGGCACGAGGAGGCAGAGGGCCAGGAAUUCCUCCGCAUCAUGCUCAGGUCGAGGACAAAGACACACCAUGACAGGAUCUCUCUGGCAGGCCUCAACCAGCUUCCCAGUGUACCCCAGAUAGCCAAGCUUCUCUGCGACGACGUGACUGGCCUGAAGUUCAACCCAGUCCUCUACCCCAGAGGCUCUCAGCUGAUAGUAGGUUAUGACGAACAUGAAGUGAACAAUACCUUCAAGUUUGGUAUCAUCUACCAGAAGUUUGGUCAGACGUCAGAGGAGGAGUUGUUUGGGAACAACGAGGAGACGCCAGCCUUCCGAGAGUUCCUUGGUGUUCUGGGAGACAACAUAGAGCUGAAUGACUUCAAGGGGUUCCGUGGUGGUCUGGACGUAUCCCACGGUCAGACAGGCUCUGAGUCCGUCUACACCGUCUUCAGACAGAGAGAGAUGAUGUUCCACGUCUCCACUAAACUACCCUUCACCGAGGGAGACGAACAACAGCUCCAGAGGAAGAGGCACAUAGGAAAUGACAUCGUGGCGGCGAUCUUCCAGGAAGACGCCACCCCCUUUGUACCUGACAUGAUUGCCUCCAACUUCCUCCAUGCGUAUGUGCUGGUGCAGGUGGAGAACCCUGGUACUGAACACACUACAUACAAGGUGUCUGUUACAGCGAGGGAAGAUGUACCUCCAUUUGGCCCACCUCUCCCCAAUCCAGCGGUCUUCAAGAAGGGUCCUGAGUUCCGCGACUUCCUGCUGACAAAGCUGAUCAAUGCAGAGAACGCCUGCUACAAGUCUGACAAGUUCGCCAAGCUAGAGGGGCGGACGCGAGCUGCCUUGCUGGAUAACCUUCACGAUGAGCUCCACAGACAGACCCAGGCUACUCUGGGGCUCGGCCACGCUGGGGAGGAGGACAAGCUGGAGAACGGGGGCCAUGGGGGACUGCUGGAGUCCUUCAAGCGUGCGAUGCGCGUCCGGAGUCACUCCAUGGAGACCAUGGUAGGGUCCCACCGUCACCGGAGUCCAGGGGUGGGAGGGGGGGUCCCGGCCAGCUUGAGUGGAGGGGGGCUGCCGCAGAGCACCGAGUGCACAAAGAGUACCUUCUCGCCACCAGUGCUGUCAGCCAAGUCUCCCCUAAAGAGUCCAGUGAAGCGUCGUUCAGGCCUCUUCCCCCGCCUCCACUCCAGCACAGAGAGCCCCUCGGACAGACACGCACGCAGUGACCAAAAGACCCCAGACAUUUGCCCCCUCGGACAGGAAGGGAGAUCAGAGACGUCGUCCAACCCCAGCUCGCCAGAGAUCUGCCCCAACAAGGAGAGGCCGUUCCUCAAGCUGAAGGACUGCAGCAGCAGCAGACCCAACAUCUCUCGCUCGUCCUCCAGCACCAGCAGCUUCAGCAGCACCACUGGAGAGGGAGAGGCCCUGGAGGAGCUUGACACUGGAACCCAUCCGUCCAUAGCCUCGUCGUCCGUGUUCAGCCCCUUCCCUUCCCUCAGCGUGGAGAGCCAAGGCUCGGCCACCCCCCUCAUCAUGUGUCGCAGUCCCACAGAUGUGAAGAGUAAGAUGUCUCCCAGGUCAAACUUGAAGUUCCGCUUUGACAAGAUGAGCCACUCCACAACAUCCGAGUAGAAAUCUGGAUAUUCCAAAAAAGGGACAACACUGGCUGUUGGAGCAAAAAACAGCCACAACAUCACCCACGCAUCACAAUGGAAUCCCAAAAUGUACUUACCUUCAUGACUUAAGGGAAUUAAGUGAACUAGCUAGUGCGUAAGAGCAUACACACACAGACAGAUACUGAGCUGGAAAGGAGAGAGAAUCCUGUGAGUCUGAACUAAGAAGGGGUGAAAGAAAGGUUCCUCUCAGUAUCUCUCUCUCGACAUGUCUGGUAUAGAAAUAGCUCACAGUGAGAGGUGCCCACGUGUUGCUGACAUCACACCACAUGUUUAUUGGCCCCUGGUCUGAUUAAAAUACUCAUCUGCAACAUUAACCUGAUACAACUAGACAAGGCAAAGGUUAAAGGUCCAAUGCAGGCAUGUUUAUCUCAAUAUCCAAUCAUUUCUGGGUAACAGCUAAGUACCUUACUGUGAUUGUUUUCAAUUCAAAUUGUCAAAAAGAAACAGAAAUAGCUUCUUAGCAAAGGGCAAUUUCUCAAGCAAGAAUCUUGCUAGGCCUGUGGGGAGGGAACAAUGAAAAUGAGCUAUUAUUGGCAGAGAGGUUUGGAACUCUCUUUCUUAUUGGUCUAUUAACCAAUUUACCGCAUGGUGAUGUCACCGUGGAAGGCCAAACCUCUAUCCCAGCAGAACAGGCUGAAAUUUCAGGAGCUCUUUUCAAACAGCUCCUACACUAAAAGGGCAUUAUCAUCCUUUUCACUAUUUCACAGUAUUAUACCAACCUCAUAGUGUGGAAAUAUAUAUAAAACACAGGACAAUCUCGUUUUUGACUGCACUGGGCCUUUAACCUCACAACAUUCGUGGUCACUGAUUUAUGACACUGUGGUGAUGGGUCACUUUUCCGCUGGACUCAUCUCUCCUAUUACAGUGAUUGCUUAUUGUUGUCCUCUUCUGUUAUGAUCUCCAUAUCUGGGUCCAGGUUGGUGUAAGUUGUUGUACUGUCCUUCAGAAAGGGAUGUUGUUGUUAACCUGGGGGACUGUCUCUCUUGCCUUUGCCCCAGUAUGUCUGUUUGGGGACAGUUCCUCUAUUGCCUGACAAGGAGUUCCUGCUGCAGUAGUUUAGCUGCUUUUUAAGUCACCUGUUGUAAUGCUGGUCGUCUAAACCCCUUGGCCUCACGUACAGUAUGUAUCUGCUGCACAGUCAACGCAGGUCAAUAGAAUGGAUCAAUCCACAAUAGAGAUAGAUACAGUAUUUAUAUACUGUAUAGAUACUAGGGUUUCUAGGGUUACGGUCAAUUCCAUUUCCGUUCCUUUUUUUUUUUUUAUCUCAUAGGAAGAUAUUGAGGACAGUUGGAAUUUAACUAUACUUCCUGAAUUGACAUGGAAUUGAUAGAUACAGUGUUUAUCUCUAUGGCUCAAUCCUCAUCAAACAGUUUUGAAGUAUUCAAGUUUGUCUUAAGCUGCAGAAGGAAGGGACUUUACCCUCAUGAACCAAGUGCUCUAUUAGUGGAGAUUUGCUCACAUGAAAAGAAAAAUGCCAUUGCGCUCUGUCACAAGCUUAAUAUAGCCAAAGUCGCGCCUUACAAUCUUUCUGAAACCCUUUCACCUUCCGGGUGCUUCUCACUGUGUGAGAGGUUGAGCAGAGAGUUUGGAUAAGGUUUUAUUUGGUUUACGUUUAGCUGUGGGUGUCUGGUGAAUCCAAAACCUGCAUUCAAAUACUAUUUGAAAUCAUUCAAAUACUUUGAGUGUGCGCUCCAGCCUGCCUUGGUUUGCAGUUUUUGGGACAGGCAAGUUAAUCAAGCACAGAUCAUGGAUUUGAAAUGGUUUAAUAUAGUAUUUGAACCCAGGUCUGCUUUCCACAUGCCCUUAUACAAACAUCCAGUUGUAUUUCACCCAGUUCAUCAAUGUUCGUUGAAAACAUGUCUGCUUAUGAAGGAUGCAUAGCUGAGAAACUCACAGGCCGCUCCAUGGAAAUCAUGUUUAGCCGUUCAAGUCAUUUCGCAAUGUUUUCUUUUUCUCUCACUAACAUUUUUCCAAAAAUAAAUCAUUGACCAGAGAAUAUUUUAAAGGGAUCUUACGUAUUUUGGAAGUGUGAUUGAGCGCUAUGUGAUUUUGAUGGUUCAUUUUUCAGUCUUAAGUGAAAACAAACAGAAAAAAACAACAUUUGAUGUUAAAAAAAUGUUAGAGCAUUGUAGUUCCAAAAGAUAUUACAAUGCAACUUUACCUUGUUGUAAGCUAUAUGAUUAUAAACGAAUCAUGUGUGAAUGUCUUCACCCAGGAACGCAUCGAAAUGGCAAGGUCUCCAUUGAUGUGACCAGCUAUAUUUGAGUUUGGGAGAAUAUCCAUGCACUAUAGAGGUUCAUUCUUAUCGCUGGAGUAUUUGUGACUGGAGUUCUGUUAUGUGGUACACAAAAACUCAGAAAGUUGAGCAGGGCAGAGAGUUAAAUAGGAACUAGUCUUUUAGUUCGUAGAGGGCAUCCACAAGUGCCCCUCAGCCUACUCUCUAUUAAUAAGGCCAUAAUUUAUUGAUUUUAUCUUUUGCUAUUGAUGUUAUGUAAAAAUGUAAUUGCAGAUUAAAUUAACGAAAUAGGUCAAAUGAAAAGACAUUUUAAUUUAAAAAGCCUACAAAUGCAUAUGUAUAUUUCGUUAUGUAAUGUGGCAUUAAGAAUUUAUUAUGAAAUAAAAUGUUGUAUUUUGUGUCAA
Messenger RNA from Oncorhynchus gorbuscha (pink salmon), 5120 nucleotides. Its product is annotated as rap1 GTPase-activating protein 2-like. The record is from RefSeq and is a predicted model, not a curated record. Gene Ontology annotation, molecular function: GTPase activator activity. Gene Ontology annotation, biological process: activation of GTPase activity; regulation of small GTPase mediated signal transduction. Lineage: Eukaryota; Metazoa; Chordata; Actinopteri; Salmoniformes; Salmonidae. Gene Ontology annotation, cellular component: plasma membrane; cytoplasm. Bases 454 to 2436 code for a protein of 660 amino acids. The transcript has 21 exons.